This is a messenger RNA of Danio aesculapii, 1371 nucleotides long. It is a transcript of the gene apobec2a, whose product is annotated as apolipoprotein B mRNA editing enzyme, catalytic polypeptide-like 2a. The transcript is spliced from 3 exons. Gene Ontology annotation, biological process: cytidine to uridine editing. Gene Ontology annotation, molecular function: RNA binding; cytidine deaminase activity. Bases 30 to 779 code for a protein of 249 amino acids. The record is from RefSeq and is a predicted model, not a curated record. Gene Ontology annotation, cellular component: nucleus; cytoplasm. NCBI's taxonomy places the organism in Eukaryota, Metazoa, Chordata, Actinopteri, Cypriniformes, Danionidae.
UGUGUGUGUGUGUGUGUUUAGUUUCAGAGAUGGCCGAUAGAAAGGGCAGCAGCGGCGUCAGCUCUCGUCUGACCGUCAGGAGGAAAGAAAAAGCAGAAAACGAUGCCAAGAAAGAGGAGAAAAGCCCAACAGAAGCGGAGAAACCCGAAGUGAACGGGAAAGAGGCGCCGAUGGAGAACGGAGAGGCCGGAGCCGCUGCUGCGGACGGAGAAAAACCAGAACCCAUAGAGCUGCCGCCGUUCGAGAUCAUCACUGGGGAUCGCAUGGACCCAUUUUUCUUCAAGUUCCAGUUCAAGAAUGUGGAGUACUCGUCCGGCCGGAAUAAAACCUUCCUGUGUUACCUGGUGGACCACGGCGGCGACGGCCUGAUGAGGGGCUACAUUGAGGAUGAGCACGCUAGCGGACACGCAGAGGAAGCCUUUUUCCAGCAGAUCCUGACCAACUACGACCCGGCCUGCAAAUACACCAUCACCUGGUACAUGUCCUCCAGUCCCUGCGCCACCUGCGCAACCAAGCUGGCGGAGAUCCUGCGCUCCAGGAAGAACAUCCGGCUGGCCGUCUUCUCGGCGCGGCUGUUCGAGUGGGAGGAGCCUGAGAUCCAGGCAGGGCUGAAGCUACUAGCGUCCGUCGGCUGCAAACUGCGCAUGAUGAAGCCGCUGGAUUUCACCUACACCUGGGACACGUUUGUGGAGAGCGACGAGCAGCAGUUCACACCCUGGGAGGACUGUCAGGAGAACUACGAGUACUACCAGGACAAACUGGCCGACAUCCUGCAGUGAUGAUAAUGAAGCUAGUCGACGCACACACUUGGAAGAGCGUGAGAGAAAACUGAUUCAAUUAAAUACUUUUAUGAUUAAGAGAGUUUAUACUUUUGAAUUAAUUGUUAGGUUCAUGUUUGAAUUAAUCACAUCUUUGUUUACGUUUUGUUUAUGUUUACUUGUCUGUGAUGGACACGUUUCAUAUUUCAUACCGAUUUAUCCACUGUAUUGUUUAUUUUGCAACACAGAGGUUUUUCUUUGACUUGUUUUUUGACUAUAAGAACAGCAAAGUACAUUACAUCGAAAACAACUGCGCUGGAAAUGUUCAUGUUUUUAAAAUUUAUUUACUGUUUUCAUUUAUUUCAUUUGUUUUCAGUAUCAAGACAGAUAUAACAUCGAAAAGCUCGCUUAUUACACAAAAAUAAGGUGGAUUUCAAAUCAUUUCAGUUUUAUUUAUGAUUUUUAUACUCAUGCUAGUCAUCGCACUCUUUCAUACUGUGAAUUAAUCAAGUAAUUUUGAUAUAAUAGCUACAAACUUAACUGAAAACACUGUUACUGCUGCUGCAUAUCAAUGACAAUUGUGGAAGCAAUAAAUCAUCAACAACCUUCACUA